Messenger RNA from Podarcis muralis (Common wall lizard), 6229 nucleotides. It is a transcript of the gene TET2, whose product is annotated as tet methylcytosine dioxygenase 2. Gene Ontology annotation, biological process: myeloid cell differentiation; positive regulation of transcription by RNA polymerase II; chromosomal 5-methylcytosine DNA demethylation, oxidation pathway. Gene Ontology annotation, cellular component: nucleus. Gene Ontology annotation, molecular function: DNA 5-methylcytosine dioxygenase activity. The record is from RefSeq and is a predicted model, not a curated record. NCBI's taxonomy places the organism in Eukaryota, Metazoa, Chordata, Lepidosauria, Squamata, Lacertidae.
CGCAGCAGCAGCAGCAGCAGCAGCCUCCCCCUCUCCCGCCCUCGUUCGGAUGGCAGUCACGUCCGCCGCUGGGAGCGACGCUGGGGCUCCGCCGAGCGAGGAGGGAGCAGACGUCAAAACGGCCUUAUGAAUAUUGAUGCGGAGGCUAGGCUGCUUUCGUAAAGGAGCAGAAGGAAGCAAGAUGGCUGCCCUUUAGGAUUGGUUAGCAGGGAGAGCAGAUUGCUUCGGCUGGAUUCGGCGAGGCGGAGGGGACUGCUGGAAAGAGAUACAAUAGGAGGGCAGCCUUGUGGAUGGCCCCAGAGUAGGCCAGAUGGAACAGGAUAGAACCAGCCAUGUUGAAGGCAGUAGUUUGAGCCCAUUUCUAAUACCACAUCCUUCUCAUGUUUGCCAGGGAGAGCCUUUGUCAGUGAAGCUACAGAAUGGGAGCCCACCAGCAGAGAAGGGCCAGGUUGAAGUCAAUGGCGACCACACGUGGCUGCAUUUCAAGGCCAACUAUGGAAUGAAGCACACUGUCAGAGGAAAUGCAAAUAACAGAAUAAGCCCAGACCUUCUGCAAGAAAAGAGAGACUGUGGCAGGUAUAUGCAAAAUGGUGGGAUAAAACGCACUUUCAGCGAGCCUUCUCUGUACGGGCUUCACCAGAACAAAAAGCUUAGACAAGAUGAAGAAGCAAAAGGAGGGAAAGAAACCUCUUUGGAUGGCAGUGAUCAACCGAGUGUUCCCAAUUCAUGCAGCAAGGAGGACUUGGUGGGUUUUAGAAUGGAAGAAGGUGCAGCUUCAGUUCUCAUACAGUCCUCCAAAAACAAUCGUGGUGCUUCAGAAACUCCUCCUGCUCCCCAGGUUCAGAAUGAACAGGAGAGCGAAAACAUGAAUUGCCACAACAGGGACAUUGCCUUGCUCUACAAGAGCAAGGCGGUGUCAAUGCCUAAUGGUGCUAUAGUUUCUGCCUCUUCUAUGGAAAACAUGCAUGGUGAACUCCUUGAGAAAACGCUGUCUCAGUAUAAUCCAGAUCAUGUGUCCAUUGCAAUGCAGAAAACCACAUCUCUUACAAAUGCCAUAAACACACAGGCUACUAAUGAAUCGACUUGUGGCACACCACAUUCAUCCCAUACCUCAGGGCAGAUCAACUCCCCACAAACCUCAAACUCUGAGCUGCCUCAGGUGCUAGAUUCUGUGGCCACUGAAGUCCACAGCACAGAAGACGGCAGUAAGAUAUCCACAUUGCCAGCCUGCUACACUUUUCAGAAACCAGAACUGCAAUUGGAGCAGCAAAAAUCCGAAAAUGCAUGCCAGUCCCCUACAGAGAAUACUGAUGUUCCAGGAAACAUGGGGCAGGUUCCCAGUCAAGAUUUCUCACUGCCCAGUCAAGAUUUCUCACUAAAUCCCAACAGCAAUAUGAAAGCUCAUAACAAUAGCUCAGAGAGACCAGCAGAGCCAGCAGAGGAAAAUGGUGCUUUGUUCCAACAAGACCCCAUGUUCAAGAAGAGUUAUUUCACCCCACCUCCUGUUGCAGCUUCUUCUCCUCUUCCAGAAAUAAACAGCAUUCUUUCCAUGAGUGUUUCAGAAGUGCAUAACCAUUAUGAGACCCAAAGUCAAGAGACUCAUUUGAAGAAAGAGAAGAAUGGAGAGCAGCAGCAACAGCAGGGGGAGCUUGCAGCACAAAUUCCUGGCCUUUGCCAGCAAGCACUUAGUUCUCAACAGGGUCUUCAACAAGAGGUUCAGGUUUCACAACAGACUGGCAAUGAAACAAGAGAUCUGAUGCUUUCUGCAAUGGCAUCAGGCAUCAGGCAACAAUAUCCUGAUGAACUGCAGUCAAAACUGGAGCCGCAGGUUCAAGACACAGAAACAGUAGGAAGCAGUAAAGAGUUGCAACAACAUUAUCAACAUCUCCUGGGCCAAAUUAACCAGGAGACCGUAACUAGCAAUGAAAAAGACUUGGUGAAAAAUCAGGUGCAUCAGUCACACCCUCACUUGCAGACAUCUUGGACAGGAAUAUCUUCCCCUCACUUUCGCCCCAGUGAGUCUCCCCAAAAAUCAAACGAGGUGCUCUUAAGGACAAUGCUUCAGCUUCAGUCAAAUUCAGCUGAUCAGACCCAUCCAAAACAAUAUCCUGGGAGCCCCAAUGCAUCAAAGGAGGUUACAGGGCAAACUUGCUUCCAGAACAUCACACAAUGUGAGCAGAUACCAGCACUGUACAAGGGUGAGGCAACACAGCUGCCACCUCAUCUUACAGCUGAGAAGCAAAUGCAAUUCCAAAAGCACUCACCACAGCCUACAAAGAUGGAUACUAUGCUCAAAUCCCACGAACAGCAGCAAAAUGCAAAGCACUUCCACUUUCAGCCGCAAGCUGAACACCACACUGAACAGUCCCUGGAGUCACAGAUGAAGCCACAGCACUUAAAUCUUCCACCAUUGGAAAAUGAACAGUUCCUCCGUUCACAUAUAUUGCAACAGAUGCUCCAGACCCAGCCAACACAGUUGCCACACAGUCCACAGCUAACCAUGGGCUCCCAGCAGCAAUCAUUGCACAUGAAGAGCAGAGAACUUCCUCAGACCUUUCCUCAUUCCCAAAACAGACAAGAGCAGCAGCUAGAGGGGGCAUCUUUCAGUCAGCUUAAAUUGGAAGAAUGUUUUGAAACUGCAAACAAUUACUUCAAAUCAACUGACUUCCCAAUGCAAAACUCCCAGGUCAGGCCAGGACCGGUGUCCGAUAUGAACAGUAAAGAUUCCCUUUACAAUCAUGCUUUCAAAGCAAAUACUGUUAUGAAGCAUUCCUACUUGAACAACAUGCACUUAGUCUCUGAGAAAAAAGAAAACCCUAUGAACACUGAGCUCUUUGCAGAAAAUGUAACUCAUGACUUACAGCAUAUGCAAUAUUACACACAUAGUAUGGCCCCCAAACAAGAUGUGCCCCAUUGCUUUCAGGAAGAAGCUUCCCAGUCUCCACCAACUUCAGCUGGACAACUACCCUUCCAGCAAACACAGGGAUAUUCUAAUUUGACCAGCAACAUGUGUAGCCCACAAUCUGCCCAGAUUCAGCAAAGGUACGUACCCUACAGUCAGCAAUCGGCGUCCCAUGCAGGAGUUGAUCAGAGAGGCUGCCAUCUUCCAACUCAACCUCAAAGGGAUUUUCAGAAGCAUGCUGCUCUCAGGUGUCACAUCUUAAACAGGCAAGAACAACAAAACAAAUCUGACACCUGUCACGGUGUAGGACACAAGCCUAUUAAAGCGGAAGCUGGCUCCAAGUUGAAUGUCUGCACCCCUCCAUCAGCUGGGCAGAUGGAGAACAAAGCGUGGAAAAAAACAAUUAAACAAGAGAGUCAGCACUUUGGUUGUGAGAACAUGCAACAAAAGAGUAUAAUCGAAACCAUGGAGCAGCAGCUGAAACAGUUUCAGGUCAGAACACCCUUUGAUCACAAGUCCCUUACUAUCAAAUCACCGAAACAUGUGAAAGUUGAAACUGUGGGACCCAUCACUAUUCUGUCAAGGAAUUCCGCCGCUGCAGAUUUCAACAGCCACGCAGCCUCUUUAGAUCAACAGCCCAUUCAUUCCAUUGAAAAAACACCAACCAAAAGAACGGCUGCUGGAACAGCUCUCAAUCAUUUUUUAGAGUCACCUUCCAAGUUAUUAGAUACUCCUGUGAAAAACCUACUGGACACACCUGUCAAAACUCAGUACGAUUUCCCAUCUUGUAGCUGCGUUGAACAGAUUAUCGAAAAAGACGAAGGCCCUUUCUACACCCAUCUAGGAGCCGGCCCUAAUGUGGCUGCUAUUAGAGAAAUAAUGGAAGAACGGUAUGGACAGAAAGGCAAAGCCAUAAGGAUAGAGCGGAUUGUCUAUACGGGGAAAGAAGGCAAAAGUGCCCAAGGAUGUCCUAUAGCUAAAUGGGUGAUUCGUAGAAGUAGCACUGAAGAAAAACUCCUUUGUUUGGUACGGGAACGUGCAGGCCACAGCUGUGAAACAGCAGUGAUAGUAGUGCUUAUCUUGGUGUGGGAAGGAAUUUCUCGAAGCCUAGCAGACAAGCUGUAUUCCGAACUCUCCGAAACUUUAAGGAAGUAUGGCACGCUAACAAACCGUCGCUGUGCUCUAAAUGAAGAGCGAACUUGCGCAUGCCAAGGCCUGGACCCCGAGAGUUGUGGCGCAUCGUUUUCCUUCGGCUGCUCGUGGAGUAUGUACUACAAUGGGUGCAAGUUUGCCAGAAGCAAGAUCCCAAGGAAGUUUAAACUAUUGGGGGAUGAUCCAAGAGAGGAAGAAAAGCUGGAGUCCAAUUUGCAAACUCUCUCAACUCUGAUGGCACCCACUUACAAGAAACUGGCACCUGAUGCGUAUAACAACCAGAUUGAAUAUGAACACAGAGCACCCGAGUGCCGUCUGGGUUUAAAAGAAGGCCGUCCGUUCUCAGGGGUCACUGCCUGCCUGGAUUUCUGUGCUCAUGCUCACAGGGACCUGCAUAAUAUGCAGAAUGGCAGCACACUGGUCUGUACACUAACCAGAGAAGACAAUCGUGAAAUUGGCCAGACGCCCGAAGAUGAGCAAUUGCAUGUGCUCCCUUUGUACAAAAUCUCCAACGUGGACGAGUUCGGAAGUGCAGAAGGUCAGGAAGAGAAAAAACGGAACGGCAGCAUCCAGGUCCUUAGCUCCUUCCGGAGAAAAGUAAGGAUGCUUUCUGAGCCAGUUAAGACUUGCCGGCAAAAAAAGUUGGAAGCUAAGAAAGCAGCCACUGAGAAGCUUGCUGCUAUGGAAAAUGGGUCAAGCAAACACGAGAGAGAGAAGUCGAACGCAGCACGCCAAAAGCAGGCCAUCUCAGAACCAUCGGGUCAUGCAAAGCAGUUAGCAGAUCUGUUACGUCUUUCAGGACCAGCCAUGUCACAGCAGAAACUCUACCAACAUCCACAUCAUGCCCUCCCUACUAAACCUCAGUCAAACCACAUCAACUCAUACACUGCUUCAGGUCCCACAAACCUCUACAUGGGUUUGCCAAAUCCAGCCAACCCAUAUCCAAACUCUUCACAUGCCUCAGAUCCUUAUGGUGGGUCCAGCCCCAUGAAUAUCUACCCAACGUCUUCGCAACCUGCAGGAGCCUAUUUGAAUUCUCCUGGUCUCGUGAAUCCCUAUUCUGUACACUUGGGUCAAAAUAACCAAUAUCCCCAUUAUCAAUGCAACGGAAACUUGCCUCUGGAUAACUGUUCCUCCUACUACAACUCCUAUUCGUCUCAGCCUCAGCAUAUGGACUUGUUUAGGUAUCAGAGCCAAGACUCUCUAUCUAAGCUAAGUCUACCUCCAAUUCAUACAUUAUAUCAGCAUAGGUUUGGAAACAACCAGAACUAUGGGCCCAGGUACUUGAACUAUGGAAACCAAAAUGUGCAGGUAGAUGCGCUCAACAGUUGCACAAUUAGACCAAAUAUUCAGCAUGCAGGUUCCUUCCCUCCUUACCCCACACAUGAGGCUGAAGGUCCUUUUAUGGACAUCGCCUCUAGACUGAAAUCAAAUCUAAAUAAUCCAAGUGUGGACUACAUGAAUAAAAAUGGCGACCAUCUCUACCCCCCUCCACACUUAACACAUGACUACCACCCUGCCGCCGGUAUGCUCAGUGGCCCUGCUCAUCCACUCCACCUCCAGAACAAAAAUAACCAAAAUGGGUUGUCAAACAUGCUUCCAGGUCUUAACCACAAUCGGACUGCUUCCCAAGAAGGCGCAAAUAAAACUGAGGUGCUCCCGCCAGAAGAUCCCGAUGACGUCUGGUCAGACAAUGAGCAGAGCUUUCUGGAUCCAGAUAUAGGUGGCGUGGCGGUCGCCCCCUCGCACGGGUCAAUUCUCAUAGAGUGCGCGAAACGUGAGCUCCACGCGACGACCCCGCUGAAGAACCCUAACAGGAACCACCCCACAAGGAUAUCGCUCGUCUUCUACCAGCACAAAAGCAUGAACGAGCCAAAGCACGGCCUAGCUUUGUGGGAGGCAAAGAUGGCGGAGAAGGCAAGGGAGAAAGAGGAGGACUGCGAAAAGUACGGUCCGGAUUAUGUGCCUCAGAAAGUGCAUGGCAAAAAAGUGAAGCGGGAGCCGGCUGAACUGAAUGAGAAUUUGGAGCCAACCUACAUGCGUUUCAUCAGGUCUCUUGCACAAAGGACUAUGUCUCUCACCACAAACUCCACAGUUACCACAUCUCCAUAUGCCUUUACACGGGUUACAGGGCCUUACAACAGAUAUAUAUAAACAUCAGAUCUUUGUUCAUUA